GCGUGUCCGGGUCUUUACUCACGUGCUGCAACAGCCAUGCGUCCUACGUACAGCAAGACGACAUAGCCAACAUGUUCACACGGUUCGACGCGAGCAAAUCGACCAAGGGCGCGUCCAAACUGCGGCGUGAUCUGAUCAACGCGGAGAUCGCCAACCUGCGCGACUUGCUGCCGCUGCCCCCGUCGACGCGCCAGCGCCUCUCGCAGCUGCAGCUCAUGGCGCUCGUCUGCGUCUACGUCCGCAAAGCCAACUACUUCCAGCAAGUGUUCAAGAGGCAUGACGUGGGCCUGCACCACGUACCGACGCCCAACAUCGGCUUCUCCAAGGCGCUGAGUGGCUUCCUGAUGAUGAUGACACAGAACGGGAAGCUGCUCUACAUCUCGGACAACGCGGCGGAGUACCUGGGCCACUCCAUGGAAGACCUGCUGAUCCACGGGGACAGUGUGUACGACAUCAUCGACAAGCAGGACCAGGCGGCGGUGCAGGCGGAGCUGGCCCGCCAGGCUGCCGCGCCGGGGGACGACCGCCGGCUCUUCCUCUGCCGCAUGAACGUGUCGCGCAACGCCCGCCGCCAGAUGCGCUUCGGCGACCAGAAGGUGGUGCUGGUGCAGGGGCACUACCUGUCGUUCCUGCCGCUGUGCUCUCGCAACGAGCCCGUCUUCCUGGCCACGUGUACGCCAGUCGCCAUGCCCGAGACGCGCGAGUGCGUCGUCCAGGGUGCCACCAACGUCUUCACCUCCAUCCACGCCAUGGACAUGAAGUUCAUGCACAUCGAUAAGAACGGAGAGUUCCACCUGGGGUACCCACGCGCCGAGCUGCAGGGAGCGUCGUGGUAUCAGCUGCUGCACUGGGACUGCAUGCGGGAGGCGCAGACCAAGCACCGCCUCAUCACGCAGUCGGAGCAGGACCGGUCGUGCAUCCUGCUGCUGCGGCUGCAGCGGCGCGCCGGCGACUGGCUGUGGGUGCACUGCGUGCUGCAGGUGAAGGACAGCGUCGACAGCAGCCAGCAGCCCGUCAUCGUCUGCACCAACCAGGUCCUCAGCGACCGUGAGGCGGCGGUGAUGCGCGCGAACGGCUGGCUGUACCACUACUACAUGGUGCAGAGCAAGCUGCAGUACGGCCUCGCGCUGGAGGCUCACGCCGCUUCGCGCAUGGCGGCCGCAGCCUACUACCACCACGGCGGCCCGCAGCCGCCGCCCGCGCCGGGACCACAGGUUGUGUCGCCGUACCAGCAGCCAAUUAGAGCAACGAUGGACUGGUUAUUUGGGGGCGAGAGGAAGUUGGAGAGCCCGGUGCCCGUGGACUACUCGCGACACGCCCACCACGAGCCGCCGCCCGCAGACGACGUGCACCGGCGGAAGCUGCCGCGCCUGCUGAAGCCCGUCUCGCCGGAGCUGCUGGCGGCGGCGGCGGGGCGUGCCCGCGCUCACGUCAAGGCGGCCGCCGCCGACCCGGCGGACCUCAUGGAGCAAUGGAACCCCAGCCCGCCCUGGUCCGACACGGCGCUACAGAAGGUGCCCGACAUCAGCCACCAGGAGCUGAGCCCGUACACGACGUGCACGCCGCCGACGCCGAGCGGCACCCCGGCGCACCCGUCGGCGAGCGCGUUCACGUUCGAGUGGUCGGCGGCGGGCGAGCAGUACGUGCCGAGCGUGGGGGCGGGAGCGCUUCCGCCGCUGGCCGCCGUCCCCGCGCCACCCCCUCACGAGGAGCCGCCGCCCUGGCACCAGCUGCACCAGCCGCACCAGCUGCACCACCACCGCCUCUUCCCUCUGCAGCCGCCCCCGCACCCGCAGCGGCCGGCGCACUCGCCAGACGACACGACACCCGCCAAAGCUGUUACAAUGUCUCUUGAGUCGUCUAUGGCCUAG
Molecule: messenger RNA, 1871 nt
Organism: Schistocerca serialis cubense
Lineage: Eukaryota; Metazoa; Arthropoda; Insecta; Orthoptera; Acrididae
Gene: dysf
Product: neuronal PAS domain-containing protein 4
Exons: 15
Coding region: 72-1871 (599 amino acids)
Biological process (GO): regulation of transcription by RNA polymerase II
Molecular function (GO): DNA-binding transcription factor activity, RNA polymerase II-specific; protein dimerization activity; RNA polymerase II transcription regulatory region sequence-specific DNA binding
Source: RefSeq, a predicted model, not a curated record